This is a messenger RNA of Hibiscus syriacus, 941 nucleotides long. Its product is annotated as reticulon-like protein B22. The transcript is spliced from 4 exons. The coding region runs from base 233 to 745 and encodes 170 amino acids. The record is from RefSeq and is a predicted model, not a curated record. NCBI's taxonomy places the organism in Eukaryota, Viridiplantae, Streptophyta, Magnoliopsida, Malvales, Malvaceae.
CAAAAACCCAAAACCGCUAGGAUUUUGGAUAUCAACCCAAAUCCUAUAUUUUAUCCAUUGAUUAAGAACAAAAGGAAAGGAAACGGAAACAGAAAGAAUACGAGUCAAGGCGUCUAAAAUCUCAUUCCACAUCGGGGGCAGGCAGGGAGAAAUUGAAAAUUAAGUCUCCAGGCUCCAACUGCAAAUCAAAAUUUUGAAACAAUCCAAGUUGAACAGGGGUUACAAGAAAGAGAUGAUUGAAGGCGAAGGGAGGAGCGAAGUGAGCAAAGCAUUGGGAUUGCUUGUAUGUGGUACUUUGGUGUACUACCAUUGUGCCUACCGCAAUUCAACCAUUCUCUCUCUCUUCUCCGAUGUCUUAAUCGUUCUCCUUUGCUCUCUUGCCAUUCUCGGCCUCCUCUUUCGUCAAAUGAACAUCUCGGUACCAGUAGAUCCACUUGAGUGGCAGAUCUCACAGGAUGCCGCUAAUAGCAUUUUUGCGUGGUUAGCUAAUACUGUUGGGGCAGCUGAGUCAGUUCUAAGGGUUGCAGCAACUGGACAUGACAAAAGGCUGUUUUUUGGGGUCAUUGUUUGUCUUUACAUACUGUCGGCCAUUGGACGAUUGGUCUCUGGUGCCACUGUUGCUUAUGCAGGAUUAUGCGUGUUCUGCCUUUAUAUGCUUGCUGAAAACUCACAGUCAAUCAGAACAUGCGUUCCUCAGUUACAAAGGCAAAGAAAUGGAACCAUUGUUGAAGACGAUAAUAUGUAAUUGCAAGUGCUGUUUGAACACACGGGAAAGCAAGUUGAAGCUUCUGAACUUAGAUCAAGCCUUGUCAUAUCCUCGCUAUACUUUAGCCGACACUGUAAGAUGUAUUACUGAUUUUUAGUGCCGUAGUCAUCAAUAAAAUUUUAAAUUCAUUUGUAACAUGUGUACCUCCAAGAUUGUAAUACAAACUUUUUGGUUA